AUGGCUAACUCACGACAACAAGUCGACAGUGUAUCUCGCACACUUUUGAUUGCCCUCGCUGUCCUGCUUCCAGUGGCCUUGGCCUUCACAUCCACAGCUGGAAAGCAAACAUCGCCCCUCAUCUCCCUGGCAUCACACGAGUCGUCGACUGCGGCAGAAGAAGAUGGCGAACUCUCGAGAAGAUCAUUUCUGAUGGGAACACCCGCAGCCGGAAUUCUCUUAUCCAGUUUUGCCCUUGGUUGGUCCAGUGCUCCUCAACCGGCAUUGGCAAAACCAGACUGUUUGCAGGAUUGCGUCAAGAAUUGCAAGCAGGUGGUACCCAACGAUACUUCCAACUACUGUACUGAAAGCUGCCUUGAUUACUGCGCCCAAGAUGACAGACGUGAUGGACUCUCUGGGUCUGUUAGUAGCGAAGGAGGCGAAGUGGGUAUCCUAGGUGGGACGUUUGGACAGGGAACAGUGGUCAAGGGGCAAGACAAGCCUCCGGCAAUCAGUCUCCCUGGUCUGAACUUCGAGUCAAAAGAAGGAAAGAAGCUACUCGGGUAA
Molecule: messenger RNA, 546 nt
Organism: Seminavis robusta
Lineage: Eukaryota; Bacillariophyta; Bacillariophyceae; Naviculales; Naviculaceae
Source: the annotation of a GenBank genome assembly